AUGGUUCUAUAUAGAAUCAAAAAAUAUCUCAUUGGAUUUCAAAGUGGAGAUAUACUGAAGUAAGUAGAAAAUCUCUGGUGAAUGUUAAUAGUAUCCCAUUUUUUCAGCCAAAACUAAGAAACAAGUGCCAGUAAUGAUGGAAGUUCUUCAACAAUUCAACGUUGUUGUAGUUUUCUACAUAAAUGAAAGUACUAAAGAUGACGAAUUGGCGAUUUUAGUAGAACGUGGUGCGAUUCGGAGAAAGUUUUUGGUGGAAAUUGAAGUAUGUUUAAUUUUUUUUUUCCUAUCUAGAACAGAUAUUUGUGCGCAAAUUUCUGUUCCUUCAAAAUUUUGUGUAACAUUCUCAUAAAAAAUGUCUUUUGGCUUCAGGCAAAAUCACCAAUUGAUAAAACAGAUAAAAAGGAACCAAAUCAAUUGCACACUCUUGAUGUGCGCAGCAUUGUUUCCAAUCCGAAUGUGAGAGAAACCAUAAUUUGUGUUAAUUUUCGAAAUUAAUUUGAGUUUUUCAGGAUUCGGUAUUAUCCGAUCGGACUUGGCUAUUUCCGGAUGAAGAUGAUAGUUUGAAUGCUGAUGACUCUGUGUCAUCAACUAAGUAAGUUAAUUAGGCAAAGGUGGGGCCCAAAAGUGUUCAGAGAAUCCAUUUUGAAACUCGAUUUUCAGAACUCCUACUCCUACACUUGAUGAUUCGAAAACAUGUGAAAUUCACAAGGUUAGUUUUUGUUCCAUACGAAGUUCAUAAUCAUAAUGACUUUAUUCGGAAACAAUUGGAGUUAUUGACAAUUUUAGCAGAGUUCAUCGAAAAUUGCUAA
This is a messenger RNA of Caenorhabditis angaria, 809 nucleotides long. Lineage: Eukaryota; Metazoa; Nematoda; Chromadorea; Rhabditida; Rhabditidae. The record is from the annotation of a GenBank genome assembly.